AUGCUACCUCAAUAUUCACCCACCGAGGGCGUGAAGCGCCUCGAUCUCUGCGGCUCGCAGUGUUCUUUCGCACCCGUCAAAAUGGUAGCUCACCUUUGCUUCAGCGACAGUGUUAUUGCAGUAAGAUAUGCCCCAGAGUCAAGCACCUAUCGAAAUGUGGGGCGCAUUCAAGCUUCAGUCCAGGAGCUGAGCCGUGGAAGGUUCUUCCUCGCUCUGAGUAGCUUAACGCACUUGCAUUUUCUUCAGCAACUCUCCUUCAAUUGGACAGCCGUCCCUAUACCGCAUAGUACGACAGGCGUGGUGAUAUCAAGAAAUGGCAGUGUAGGGUUAGAUACAUGGCCGACAUUGGAGAAGUGGUCCGUAACAUUCCAGUCCCCGCACAGCCGUGAAAGCUUCUGUCGAAUCAUAUCAGAAGGAGGCUGCGAGCUCCAUCAACGCUCUGAAACAAACUUAGAGUUAGAACGGGACGAGGAGGAAGCAAGCUCGGUCUCUGAGCUUGACGAUGGUGGAUGGACUAUCCCAGCUGCAGUCCAAGAAAAGACAGGGAAGGGACGGCUUGCGAGCUCUCCACACAUCAAUGACGCAUUGAGGGGACAUUCAAGGCGCGAGAAACCUGGAGAACCUGAGGCCAUAUGGUGGAAGAGGCAUGUCGUCCCAUAUACCACAGCGGCAGUUCCAAGCUUCUCCGCAGAGGCGAGAAUGCAUGGCCGGGUAUCAUACGGCAAACCUGAGUGCGGACGAGAGGACGCGAUGCCCAAGCAACGCAUACUCGGCCAGUCCCAGGAGAAAUUUGGAGGACUGCUCAUCUGCAGAAAUAAGGUCAAGGGCAGACAGCAACUCCCGCUCCGACAGUGGGAAGCUCGUCAAGGUGGGAACUUUCUGAGCCUCGUUGACGAGAGGGACAGUGUUGGUAGCAUUGCGGCCGUGAGGCGGCUUCACAACGGCUCUACAAAGCGAGACCAGAUAGUGGCGACUCGGCCUGGAUUAGAGUCUCCGGAUCUCUUGGUCAUAGAAAUAAGAUGGUGUAGGCCACCACUCCAUCGUUUACGAGUUCGGUCUGAGAUGGAAACGAACCACUCUGAGACUUCAGCAAUUAUCCGCCGCUUGACCAUUCAUCUUCGACCGGGCAUCGUCAUAGAACCGGCGGAAUGCGAAAAGGUUGGGAUCUUCAGAGAAGUGCGGAACUUCGUGAACUGCUUCAUCGGCGCCUUUGCGUACUUAGACUCGUUGAUGAAGCAGCGGAACGCAGCUCUGGCAACUUCACCGGUCCAAAACUCAACGUGGAUCGUUCCUGAAGGUAGCGCGAGGCCAGAACUAGAAGCGGGUCUGCAAACGGCUGGUUUACGGGAGAGACUGGCUGGGAUAUGUGAUAGAGAUAUGCUAGUGGUGACGCGCAAUCGUUAUAUGGGUUUCGUCAUAGACGGGAUUCCAGCGCGCAGGAGACAAGUUGCCAUCAAAGAUAGACAUCUUCCCGAGAGACGUGAAGGAAGCUGGGCAACCCAGAAUAUCAUAGCUUCAGAGCGAUCACAAAAGUCUUGGAUAAUGGGUUUUGUAAGCAACGGCGGGGGUAUAAACUCGGAUGAUGUCGGAUACCAUUGCCUAACUGAGCAGACAUGUUGGAUCCAGCUGGCCAGCUGA
Molecule: messenger RNA, 1638 nt
Organism: Coniophora puteana RWD-64-598 SS2
Lineage: Eukaryota; Fungi; Basidiomycota; Agaricomycetes; Boletales; Coniophoraceae
Exons: 11
Coding region: 1-1638 (545 amino acids)
Source: RefSeq, a predicted model, not a curated record